AUGUCCGGUCCCUCCCUGAUCAAGCAGUCCAGCAACCCCAGAGACUUCUCUGGAUGUCGGGAUUCAUUCCGCUCAAUGAAGACUAAAGUCCACCAAAGUGUCACUUGCGCAGACAGUGCGAACCUUGAGGGCCAUUGCGGUAGGGACGCUGCGAGAUUUGAGCUAGGGCGCUGCAUGCUUUGGAAGAAACCCACAUUGAGACUUCUCCGUAGGUAA
Neurospora tetrasperma FGSC 2508 is the source of this 216-nucleotide messenger RNA. RefSeq lists its product as uncharacterized. Lineage: Eukaryota; Fungi; Ascomycota; Sordariomycetes; Sordariales; Sordariaceae. The transcript is spliced from 2 exons. Bases 1 to 216 code for a protein of 71 amino acids. The record is from RefSeq and is a predicted model, not a curated record.